CAGAACAAAAUGCAGAAGUGAGAGGUAGAGUGGAAAACGUAUCUCAGACACCCAAAGAGAGAGAGAGAGAGAAAGAGAGUGAGAGGGGAAAAGAGAAGCAGUCAUGGCUCCUUGGUUGAGGACCACCACGGAGCGGUAUGGCGUAGUAAUGUGGAAUUUCAUUGGCCUUGGAGAGAAGCAGCUGUCUCUGGAGAUUGGGGACACGGUCCACAUCCAGGAGACCUGCGAUGGCUGGUAUAAAGGCUACCUGGUCAGGAACAAUGAUCGACAGGGCGCGUUCCCAGCCAGCAUAGUGCAGCUGAGGAAGGUCAUCAUCGAAAAAAGAGGGGAUCAGGAGGUGGUGUUGUCAGCAGAGAUGCCCCUAGUGAAGGAGGUGACCACCACUCUGAGGGAGUGGGGAAGCAUCUGGAAACAGCUCUAUGUGGCCAAUAAGAAGAGGCGUGUGGUGCAGGUCCAAGGGCUGAUGUGGGAUUUGAUGGAAUGGCGUUCCCAACUCCUGUCUGGCACGUUGCCUAGCGAUGAGUUCAAGGAGCUCAAACAGAAAGUCACCUCCAAGAUCGACUAUGGCAACAAGAUCUUGGAGUUGGACCUGGUGGUGCGGGAUGUGAACGGGAAUAUGCUGGACCCAGAAAACGCCAGCGUGAUUAGCCUGUUCCGAGCCCACCAAGACGCCACCACCAAGAUCAACGAACGCAUCAAAGAGGAACAGUCCAACAUUCAGACGGACCACUCAGUAAUCUCGGCCCGGAUCCAGUCCUCUCCCACUCACAGCCUCUAUGUCUUUGUCCGGAACUUUGUCUGUCGGAUCGGAGAGGAUUCUGAACUCUUCAUGUCCCUCUACGACCCCAACAAGCAGACCAUCAUCAGUGAGAACUACCUGGUUCGCUGGGGCAGUAAAGGCUUUCCUAGGGAGGUUGAAAUGCUGAACAACUUGAAGGUGGUCUUUACAGACUUGGGUAAUAAGGACUUGAACAGAGAGAAGAUCUACCUGAUCUGUCAGAUAGUGAGAGUGGGUCGUAUGGAACUGAAGGAGACCAACACCAAGAAGUGUACCCAGGGCCUCCGCAGGCCCUUUGGAGUGGCAGUGAUGGACAUCAGUGACAUCAUCAAAGGAAAGAUAGAGUGUGAUGAGGAGAAGCAGCAUUUCAUCCCUUUUUUCCCGGUCGUGGCAGAGAAUGACUUCCUUCACCCCCUGCUGAACAAGGUGACAGCAUCACGAGGAGACAGUGGCGGACAAGGUCUAUGGGUGACGAUGAAGGCCCUGGUGGGUGACAUCGUCCAGAUCCGUAAGGAGUACCCCCACCUGGUGGACCGCAGCACGGUGGUGGCCCGUAAACUGGGCUUCCCAGAGAUCAUCAUGCCGGGGGACAUCCGCAACGACAUCUACCUGACGCUGUGGGCCGGGGACUUUGACAAGUACAACAAGACCAGCCAGAAGAACAUGGAGGUCAUCAUGAUGGUGUGUGACGAGGAGGGCAAGAUUGUGUCGAACUCUAUCUGUCUGGGAGCGGGGGAUCGACCGCUCAACGACUACAGAUCUGUCAUCUACUACCAGGUCAAACAACCACGCUGGAUGGAGACGUUCAAGGUGGCCAUCCCUCUGGAGGAGAUGCACAGGAUCCACCUGCGCUUCAUGUUCAGACACCGCUCCUCUCAGGAGUCUAAGGAUAAGAGUGAGAAGAACUUUGCCAUGGCGUUUGUUCGCCUGAUGAAGGAAGAUGGAACCGUGCUGAAGGACGGGCUUCAUGACCUGGUGGUCUUCAAGGGGGACAGUAAGCGUAUGGAGGAUGUGAACUCGUACCUGUCCCUACCCUCUACGCGUUAUGUGGACGUUCACAAGACGGGGACACUGAGCCGCAGCAGCAGCAGUGUAGGAGGCCUGUCUGUCAGCUCCAGAGACAGCUUCACCAUCUCAACCCUCGUCUGCUCCACCAAGCUCACUCAAAACGUGGGCUUGCUGGGUCUACUGAAAUGGAGGACUCGUCCUGAGCUCCUCAAAGAAAACCUGGAGAAACUCAAGAUCAUCGACGGAGAGGAAGUUGUCAAGUUUCUCCAGGACACUCUGGAUGCUCUGUUCACCAUCAUGAUGGAACACUCCCAGACUGACGACUACGACAUCCUAGUGUUCGACGCCCUGAUCUACAUCAUUGGUCUGAUAGCAGACAGGAAGUUCCAGCAUUUCAACACGGUGUUGGAGGCCUACAUCAAACAACACUUCAGCGCCACACUGGCCUACAAGAAGUUGAUGUCUGUGUUGAAGAGGUAUCUGGAUGUGUCCAGUCGAGGGGAGCAGUGUGAGAACUACCUACGCACCCUCAAAGCCCUGGAAUACAUCUUCAAGUUCAUCGUCCGCUCACGCAUGCUUUACUCUCAGUUGUAUGAAGGAAAAGAACAGGAAGAGUUUGAGGAGUCUCUUCGGAGACUCUUUGAGUCCAUCAACAACCUGAUGACGAGUGACCAAAACACUACAGUCUUACUGCAGGUGGCUGCUCUGAAGUACCUACCAACAGUCUUGCAGGAUAGUGCCGUGACAUUCUGCUACCCAUGAUGCUUCGGGAGCUGAGCGGAGCGCUGAAGGACAUGGGGGAGGGUCCUCAUGACGAGCGGAGGAACAGCGUGGAGCUGCUCAACAACAUCCUGGAGGUCCUGAGCAGAGACAAUGUGGGUGACACAUUCCAGCAUAUUCAGGACAUUGUGGUCAGUCUCCUCAGGACCAUCAACCGUACAGUCAUAACCAUGGGUCGUGAACACGCCCUGAUCUCCAGGGUGGUGGCCUGUAUGACGGCCAUUCUGAGUCAGAUGGAUGAUAGCCACUACUCCAGCUACCUAGAGACCUUCUCAGGCACCACCGACCUAGUGGACUUUCUGAUGGAGACGUUCCUACUGUUUAAGGAUCUGAUUGGGAAGCACGUCUAUCCCUCUGACUGGAUGGCUAUGAUCAUGGUGCAGAACAGGGUGUUCCUCAGAGCAAUCAACACCUACGCUGAUACCAUGAACCUCAAGUUCCUCAACAAUAACGACUUUGAAGUGCAGUUGUGGAAUAAUUACUUCCAUUUGGCCGUAGCAUUCAUUACCCAAGAGUCCUUGCAGCUCCAGCACUUCUCCUCAACCAAGAAGAACAAGAUCCUAACAAAGUAUGGAGACAUGAGGAGACUCAUUGGUUUCGCCAUACGGGACAUGUGGUACAAACUGGGUGGGAAUAAGAUCUGUUUUAUACCUGGGAUGGUGGGUCCUAUCCUGGAGAUGACUCUGAUUCCUGAGGAGGAGCUGAGACGAGCCACCAUCCCCAUCUUCUUCGACAUGAUGCAGUGUGAACACACAGUCUCCACACACUUCCACAAGUUUGAGAAUGAGAUCAUUCUGAAGCUGGAUCAUGAGGUGGAGGGAGGAGGAGGAGAUGAGAGAUACAUGGAACUACUGGAAACCAUUCUGUUGGAGUGUGCUGUGGCGCGUCCCUUGUUGAGGCCAGAAGUCGAGCACUUCGUCACCUUGGUGAAGGGACUCCUGGUGCGUCUCCUUGACUACCGCACGGUGAUGAGCGACGACAGCCGCAACAACCGCAUGAGCUGCACUGUCAAUCUCCUGAAUUUCUACAAGGACAUCAACCGUGAAGGAAUGUACAUCAGAUACCUCUACAAGCUGAGAGACCUUCACUUGGAUGUGGAAAACUACACAGAGGCUGCAUACACCCUGUUGCUUCACUCUCGCCUGCUCAAGUGGUCAGACGACCAGUGCAGUCCCCAGUUUGAGGUGCGUAGCUGUCAGACCCAGCGCCAGCUGAAGGAGAACCUCUAUGACAAAAUCAUCGGACACUUCGACAAGGGCAAGAUGUGGGAGGAAGCCAUUACUCUGUGUAAGGAGCUGGCUGACCAGUAUGAGAUGGAAGUGUUUGACUAUGAGCUGCUCAGCCAGAGUCUGAAGCAGCAGGCUAAGUUCUAUGAGAACAUUAUGAAGAUCCUGAGGCCCAAGCCAGACUACUUUGCAGUGGGAUACUAUGGACAGGGCUACCCUCCCUUCCUCAGGAACAAGGUGUUUAUCCACCGGGGGAAGGAGUACGAGCGUAGAGAAGACUUUCAGAACCAGCUGAUGAGUCAGUUCCCCAGCGCUGUCCGUCUCAAUAUCACCACCAUGCCUGGAGACGAUGUCAGACUCUCCCCUCUGCAGUACAUCCAGUGUUUCACUGUUCAGCCUGUCCUGGAGAUUCCACCUCACCUGAAGAACAAACCAGUCCCUGACCAGAUCAACAACUUCUACAAGUCCAACUAUGUGCAGCGUUUCCACUACUCCAGACCAGUGAGGAGAGGACCAGUGGACCCCAACAAUGAGUUUGUAUCCAUGUGGAUUGAACGCACCACAUUCACCACAGUGUACAAACUCCCUGGGAUUCUGCGCUGGUUUGAGGCCACAGACAUGAAACAUAGCACCAUCAGUCCUCUGGAGAAUGCCAUAGAGACCAUGGAGAGCACAAAUGACAAGAUCCUCACCAUGGUCAACCAAUAUCAGGCCGACGACGCCCUUCCCAUCAACCCCCUCUCCAUGCUGCUCAACGGCAUCGUGGACCCCGCUGUCAUGGGGGGCUUCGCCAAGUACGAGAAGGCCUUCUUCACUGAGGAGUACAACCUGCAACACCCAGAGGACCGAGAUAAGCUGGAUCGCCUCAAAGACCUCAUUGCAUGGCAGAUCCCGUUGCUGGGGGGAGGGAUCUCUCUACAUGGUAAGAGAGUGACAGACGACCUACGACCUUUCCACGAGCGCAUGGAGGAGUGCUUCAAACACAUGAGGAAGAAGGUGGAGAAGGAGUACGGCGUGAGGGACCUGCCGGAUAUGGAUGAGAGGAAGUCAACUCGUCCCCGCUCUGUCCUUCGCUCCUUCCGUCAGUCUGUCAUCUCCAUCUGUUCACUCCAGGGGUCUGAGUGUGGAACCCCCACCAAACCUUACCCAGACAGUGGUCUCCCUGACACGGUGUCCCCCCGGACCCCCACCCUGCAGCGCUCCAGUGGGAGUAUGAGCAUGGGGGAAGAGGGAGGGGCCGAUGGGGAGGUGAAACUCAGGAAGUCCAAGAAGAAAAGGAAGAGGAGCAGCAUGAUCUUCAUCCCAGAGGAGAGAGACAGGACCAACACACUGGACAGCAAACGGCUGUCCAAGAAGCAGGAGUUCCGCAGUGACAACAACCUGUCUGAAUCCUGUCAGGGAAAUGACUCUCUCACCAAUGUCAACUCCAGGUCUCUGCCUGCUAUUACAGGUCUGUCUCUGUCCGUGGUCAACGGUAGUGAGGAGGCGGAGUCAGCCCGGUCCAGGAGGGACAGUAAGAGCAUGUCUGUGUGUCUUCCUGGUGACCGUACCGCUGACAGGCGCUCCAAAGGGGUUAUCAACCUGCUGUUCGGGACCAAGAGCAACAAGUCUGAGCAACAGAAAGACAAGUCGUGUACUGACCCAGGCAACAAGAACGUCAGUCAUUUCUAACAGCCGUCCAUCAAGCAUGAUGCAUCCUCAGUGCCUUUAAACCUGCUCUGCUUUGAAUGGCAGGCAACACAAGGGGUUGUUGCCAUGCUAGAAGCUCCUCUUUGGAAAGAGCCAUCUGAUCAGCUUUUUCAUCAAGACUAGUUUGCGCUCACGCAGGCACACACACACAUAGAGGGAGAUGGAGAGAAACAGACUUGAUCUCUGAUGAAGUCCUGCAUAGCAUGCUUUCACGCUUCUGCUCUCACAUCUUUUAGAAUCAAUAAAAAAACAUUUUCCUUGACUGGCUUUUUUUAGUAAUGUAACUCGCAAGCUUUCAGAUUUUAUUAAACUUAUGAAACACUGAAUAAAAAGAUAUCCAAUGUUUUA
Molecule: messenger RNA, 5829 nt
Organism: Salvelinus fontinalis (brook trout)
Lineage: Eukaryota; Metazoa; Chordata; Actinopteri; Salmoniformes; Salmonidae
Product: dedicator of cytokinesis protein 2-like
Biological process (GO): small GTPase-mediated signal transduction; cell migration
Cellular component (GO): plasma membrane; cytoplasm
Molecular function (GO): small GTPase binding; guanyl-nucleotide exchange factor activity
Source: RefSeq, a predicted model, not a curated record